AUGGAAAAUUUUUGGAGCAUGAUUUGUGGUGAUUCUGUUGGUUCAAAGACUAUGGGAAAGCUUUCGUGUUACGAUUUCAAGUUUCUGAAAGAUCCUUCGUUAUGCAUCAACCAUUUAUUGAUAAUUUCCUUUGAUGCGUUACUCUUGAUCAUGUUAUCUUUCGCUGUGAUCCACAGGUCUUUCUCAAGACCAUGUCAGGGUCUAAUCCAAGUGGGAAGAUAUUCAAAAUUGCAACUAUGUUCUGCCAUAACCAGUGGCUCUCUUGGGUUGUUGAAUUUGUGUUUAGGCAUUUGGUUUUUGGAGGAGAAGUUAAGGAAAAACAAUACUACAUUUCCCCUUCACUGGUGGGUGCUAGAACUUUUUCAGGGAUUCACAUGGUUGUUUGUGGGAUUAACUGUAAGUCUCAAGCUGAAGCAACUUUCAAGAGUAUGGUUAUGGUUGUUCUCUAUAUUGACAUUCUUUGUUUAUGGUAUUGUCUGUCUUUUAUCCAUGUCUUACUUAAUUACCAGCACAGAACUAUCCUUCAAGAUCGUUUUAGAUGUUUUAUCUCUUCUUGGAGUCUUUCUACUACUUUCAUGCACAUAUAGUGUAUGUAAAAUUGAAGACACUAACAGAGAAACUAGAGAAGGCCUUUAUACCCCUAUAAGCGACCAGUUCAAUGGAGUUGAUCCUACUAAUAGGUAUGUAACCCCAUUUGCAAAAGCUGGAUUCUGUAGUAGGAUGUUGUUUUGGUGGUUGAGUCCACUCAUGAAAAAGGGUCAAGAGAAAACCCUUGAGAAUGAGGAUAUCCCAAAGUUGGGAGAGUUAGAUCGAGCAGAAAGUUGUUAUCUAUUGUUUGAAGAACACUUGAACAAACAGAAAGAAAAAGAUCCAUCGUCACCUGUGUCAAUUUUGCGGACAAUAAUUUUGUGCCAUCAAAAAGAGAUUUUGAUAUCAGGAUUCUUUGCAUUGCUUAAGGUGGUGACUGUGUCUUCUGGUCCUGUACUUCUAAAUGCCUUUAUACGGGUAGCUGAAGGUAAUGAAAGUUUCAAGUAUGAGGGCUAUGUAUUGGUCAUAUCACUUUUCAUUAUAAAGGUCAUAGAGUCCCUAUCACAAAGGCAGUGGUACUUCCGCAGUAGACUUAUUGGGAUGAAAGUUAGGUCAUUGCUUACUGCAGCCAUUUAUAAAAAACUGUUGAGGUUGUCCAAUGUUGCGAGAUUGACACACUCUGGUGGUGAAAUAAUGAAUUAUGUGACUGUGGAUGCUUAUAGAAUUGGAGAAUUUCCAUUUUGGUUUCACCAAACAUGGACUACAAGUGUCCAACUAUGUAUUGCAUUAGUGAUACUUUUUCGUGCCAUUGGGAUGGCCACUAUUGCCUCAUUGGUGGUGAUAGUUCUUACUGUGUUGUGCAAUACUCCAAUAGCUAAAUUACAACACAAGUUUCAGACCGAACUUAUGGUGUCACAAGAUGAGAGAUUGAAGGCUAUUUCUGAAGCUCUUUUGAACAUGAAAGUUCUAAAACUAUAUGCAUGGGAAAACCAUUUUAAAAAUGCUAUAGAGAAGUUAAGAAAAGUGGAACUCAAAUUGUUAGCUGCAGUGCAACUACGAAAGGCAUACAACGUAAUUAUCUUUUGGUGUUCGCCUGUUUUGGUUUCUGCUGCUUCCUUUGGGGUGUGUUACUUCCUUAAAGUUCCAUUGCAUGCAAAUAAUGUUUUCACAUUUGUAGCAGCUCUACGGAUUGUGCAAGAGCCAAUUACAACCAUCCCAGAUGUUAUCGGGGUGGUCAUUCAGGCUAAGGUUGCUUUCGCUCGAAUUAUUAAGUUCCUUGAGGCACAAGAACUACAAAGUAACAGUUUUAGAAAAGAGAGCUCUGUUAACAGUCUUAAUGACUCAAUUUUAAUCAAACAUGCCGAUUUUUCGUGGGAAGAUAAUGUAUCAAAGCCAACAUUGAGGAACAUAAAUCUGGAGAUUAAACAUGGGCAAAAGGUGGCUAUUUGUGGAGAAGUUGGCUCAGGCAAAUCAACCCUCUUAUCACUGAUUCUUGGAGAGGUUCCGAUCACAAAAGGAACUAUAGACGUUUAUGGGAAAUUUGCUUAUGUUUCUCAAACAGCAUGGAUACAAACAGGUACUGUAAGGGAAAACAUUUUGUUUGGAUCGGAAUUAGAAGCUGAAAGAUAUCAAGAAACACUUCAUAGAUCUUCACUAGUGAAGGACCUGGAGUUGUUUCCCAAUGGUGACCUAACAGAAAUAGGUGAGAGAGGAGUUACCUUAAGUGGAGGUCAGAAGCAGCGAAUUCAACUUGCACGUGCUUUUUAUCAGAAUGCUGAUAUAUAUCUUUUGGAUGAUCCAUUCAGUGCUGUUGAUGCCCAUACUGCCACAAAUUUGUUUAAUGAUUAUAUCAUGGAAGGACUUAAAGAGAAAACGGUAUUAGUAGUAACCCAUCAAGUUGACUUCCUCUCAGCCUUUGAUUAUGUUUUGUUAAUUUCGAAGGGAGAAAUCCUUGAAGUUGCUCCUUAUCAUCAUCUAUUGAGCUCAAGCAAAGAAUUCCAGAACCUUGUCAAUGCUCACAAGAAGACGGCUGGUUCUAACAAGCUUGUGAAUGUUACUUUUUCCAAGAGACAUCCAACUUCUGUUAGAGAGAUUAGACAAGCUUUCAUGAUAAACCAAUUCAACAUAGCACAUAGUAAAUUGAUAAAGCAGGAAGAGAGAGAGAUAGGAGAUACUGGGUUGAAGCCUUACUUACAAUAUUUGAAUCAAAUGAAGUGCUAUAUACUCUUCUCUGUUGCUGCUCUUUGUCACAUUACAUUUUCAAUUUUCCAAAUAUUGCAAAACUCAUGGAUGGCUACUAAUGUUGAUAAUCAUCAUGUCAGCACUUUGCUGUUGAUUGUAGUUUACUUCUUGCUUGGAGUUAUUUCAAUACUUUUCAUGUUCAUCAGAAGUCUAAGUCUUGUUUCUUUGGGGUUUCUAUCCUCAAAGUAUCUUUUUUUACAAUUAAUGAACUCACUUUUUCGUGCACCAAUGUCAUUUUAUGACUCUACACCAUUAGGAAGGAUACUUAGUAGGGUCUCAUCAGAUCUAAGCAUUGUGGAUCUUGAUAUUCCAUUUAGCCUCACCUUUACUGUGGGAGCAACAAUAAAUGCUUAUUCAACUCUGACAGUUUUAGCAGUUGUCACUUGGCCAGUCUUGGUUAUCUCAAUACCAUUAGUUUAUGUUGCAAUUCGCUUGCAGAGAUAUUACUUUGCCUCUGCUAAAGAAGUAAUGCGGAUGAAUGGCACAACAAAAUCCUCUGUGGCUAAUCAUAUUGCUGAAACUGUUGCUGGAGUUGUAACAAUAAGGGCUUUUGAGGAGGAAUAUCGUUACUUUGUAAAGAAUCUUGAUUUGAUUGACAUCAAUGCCAGUUCUUUCUUCCAUAGUUUUGCCUCAAAUGAGUGGUUGAUCCUACGUUUAGAAACUGUAGCUGCAGUUGUUCUUUCCUUCUCAGCACUUUGCAUGGUCUUGUUUCCACCUGGGACUUUUACAUCUGGAUUUAUUGGCAUGGCUCUCUCUUAUGGCCUUACCCUAAGCUCUUCCUUAGUACUUUCAAUCCAAAGUCAAUGCAGCCUUGCAAAUUACAUAAUAUCUGUAGAGAGGUUAAAUCAGUACAUGCAUAUACAAAGUGAGGCUGAAGAAAUAAUAGAAACAAAACGCCCUCCUUUUAAUUGGCCAGAUGAAGGUGAAAUAGAAGUAAAAGACUUGCAGGUACGAUACAGGCCUGAUGGACCACUUAUACUCCAUGGAAUCACAUGCACAUUCAAAGCAGGACACAAGGUUGGAAUUGUUGGAAGAACAGGCAGUGGAAAAUCCACUCUUAUUGCUUCUUUAUUUCGUCUUGUGGAGGCAGCAGGUGGAAAAAUUGUAGUUGAUGGCAUAGACAUAUCUUGUAUUGGCCUUCAUGAUUUGAGGUCACGUUUUGGUGUUAUACCUCAGGAUCCUACCCUUUUUAAUGGAACUGUUAGAUACAAUUUGGACCCUUUGUUUCAACACUCUGAUAAAGAGAUAUGGGAGGUUCUUGGGAAGUGUCAGUUGCGAGAAGUUGUCCAAGAGAAAGAAGAGGGCUUAAACUCCUCAGUUGUUGAAGAUGGAUCAAACUGGAGCAUGGGACAGAGGCAGCUAUUUUGUUUGGGGCGUGCUAUUUUGAGUAGUAGUAAGAUAUUGGUGCUAGAUGAAGCUACAGCAUCAAUUGAUAAUGCAACUGAUUUGAUUCUGCAGAAAACCAUUAGGACUGAAUUUGCUGAUUGUACAGUUAUAACAGUAGCACACAGAAUACCAACUGUGAUGGAUUGCACUAUGGUUCUUUCAAUCAGUGAUGGAAUAUUGGUAGAGUAUGCUGAACCAAAUACCUUGAUGAAGAGAGAAGGGUCAUUGUUCAGACAACUUGUCCAAGAAUAUUGGUCUCAUUUUCACUCUUCAGAAUCCCAUUGA
This is a messenger RNA of Vigna unguiculata (cowpea), 4440 nucleotides long. RefSeq names its product ABC transporter C family member 10-like. Lineage: Eukaryota; Viridiplantae; Streptophyta; Magnoliopsida; Fabales; Fabaceae. The record is from RefSeq and is a predicted model, not a curated record.